Lodderomyces theae is the source of this 312-nucleotide messenger RNA. RefSeq lists its product as uncharacterized. Lineage: Eukaryota; Fungi; Ascomycota; Pichiomycetes; Serinales; Debaryomycetaceae. The transcript has a single exon. The coding region runs from base 1 to 312 and encodes 103 amino acids. The record is from RefSeq and is a predicted model, not a curated record.
AUGAAAACGCAAACGUUACUAUUGUUGCUAAGUGCAUGCUGCUUUGCUUCAGCCGUUUCAAAUGACAGUAAAAGUACAGACAAAGGUAAGGGUAAGGGCAAGGGUAAGGGCAAAGGUAAAAGUAAAGGCAAAGGCGAAGGCAAGGGGGGUAACUGGGGGCAUAACGUAACUUCGCACAAUGCCAAUUCAACUUCGAACUUGACUUCCACUGCCACCGCAGCUAGAACCACUACUCAAGUUGGUGAUGCUGUUAAAGGUAUGAAUAUUGCUGGUGCCGUGGGCGCGUUGGCCGUUGGUGCCGUGUUAUUGUAA